AUGAAUGCAUUUACAUUUGAUGCUGCCGAAAAUGAAAACAGAAAGGAGUACCCUGCUGAGUCAUUAAGGAGAGGUCUCAAUAACCACUUUGCUGCAAAUGGAGAAUAGUUGCAAGUGAAUUAAUUGUAUCAGUUAAAAGAACCUAGAUUUGAUUGCCGAGGUGCGCCUAUUUCUAGAACCUAUGUUUACAAGAUAUUGCUAACAGAUAACGCUAGGCACUCCAGAUCGAAGUAUAGCCAAUUAUACAGAAACUUAGCUUGGGAGGUGGAUAGAAACUCCAUUGACUUAGAGAAAUUUAAGCUAGGUUGCAAAUUAUUUGAGGGAUAUCACUGUUUCAAGCAUUUUGUCAGACUCAAAGCAGAUGAAGUAAAUUCAACUUGUCAUUAACUUUUAGCCAGAUCCCCAUGA
Molecule: messenger RNA, 408 nt
Organism: Stylonychia lemnae
Lineage: Eukaryota; Ciliophora; Spirotrichea; Sporadotrichida; Oxytrichidae
Source: the annotation of a GenBank genome assembly